Cuscuta epithymum is the source of this 2981-nucleotide messenger RNA. Lineage: Eukaryota; Viridiplantae; Streptophyta; Magnoliopsida; Solanales; Convolvulaceae. The record is from the annotation of a GenBank genome assembly.
GCUUGGGAGAGGUAUAAGAGAAUUACCAUGCAGUUAAGGAACACACACAUAUAAAUCCUCUAUGUGGGAAGGUGAAGUAAAUUUAAAAUCUUUAUUCAAUGCUCUCAGCUACGCUAAACUGAAGUUAUUCAAUUCCUUUGCAACUAUCCUGGUCCACCUCCUUCUUUCAUCCAAACACUUCUUUCGCUUUUCAGUUGCUCCAUUUACUACUUCAACUGAACCUUAUUUCACAAUAUAUCUUCAUCUUUAUCAAAUCUACAUCUCGUUUUUUAGUUGCUGCUGCUAUUCUUGUCUUUCAUUCAUUUCCACUGUUUCAGUCAUUAAACAAUCUGUCUGUUUUCUCAUAUAUAGUCUAUUCCAUUUGUUUCUUCCAGUAGCUAGCAUGCAGUAGAUGUAAAUUUCUGAGGGUAAGUUUCAUUUUAUGCAUGAAAAGAGAAAGUUGGUUGUUUAAAAGAGUGACCCAGAGAGAAGCGUAGUGAUUGGAUUAGUUCUGGAUGGUGACGGUGUGGGAAGAGCCACUUGUUCUUCUGGUAAUUCCCACCACAGGAGAUCAAGAAGUGCCUCAGAGAAGACUCUUAUGAUAGGAGGCGAUCGCAAAAGGAUGACAUUAGAGAGACACAUGGAUUGCCACCACCGACAAGGAGCUGCAGGGCAAGCCCGCUUCAUGAAAGCUUCAAAAAAACAAUGAACAUCAUUCCUAACAACCGCGCUUCAUUGGAAAAAGAUGUGAUACUUAUUGUCAGAUUGAAGAUUUGCAAUUGCAGUUGCAGCAAGAAAGAUUAAUGUGGAUGUUGUUUGAGAAGACAAUCAGAAGAACUUCUAGCCUACUUUCCCCUGGCCAUCGCCAUUUUUCCUGUGUUGUAAGAACCGGACCGGACCGGCCGGUUCGACCCGGAAACCGGUCCCGGCCAGAGAUCCGGUCCGGUUAAGCACAGACCUGCUAACAUGAACGAAAUCAGAUUUAACUAGUGGACCGGACCCGGACUGCCGCAAAUUUGGGAAAACCGGACAGUUCAUUUCUUCAAAUCAUUUAUUCAUUAAAAUGAGUAUCACGGGGGGGUUUGAACACCCAUCUCUAGUAACCGAAACGCACGCCGAACCAACUGGACUAUUUCUCGGUUGAGUACAACGUUGCUUUUCACGACUCUAUACUAUAAGUACUUAGCAGAUUUACACAAUCAUACUAAUAACCAAUUUUAAUUGCUAUUGCUAUUAGUUUACAACGUACAUAGAUUAAACUAUACGUAUUUAUGUGUAAAUCUAUCAAUUAUACUCGUAAUUGUUUAUAUAAAUAUUAUAUCUCAAUAUUUUGAUUAUUUUCCAUAUAAUUGGAAACACAUAUUUAAUUUUGUGAAAUUUUUAAUAUAUUGGUUCAUAAUUUUUUAUUUAAUAUUAUAAUCAAUAGUAAAUUUCGAAUUAGAGUAAUUUUUCACCAUACAAUUUUUUUAAAAGUUUUUACCAUACAACUUUAAUCUAAUAUAUAAUUGGAUAUAUUAUACUAGUAUAUUUUAUUUCUCAAUAAAUGUUGACCGGUUAACCCGGCGUUGACCGGGCUGACCCUCCCGGGUCCGGGUUGACCUGUGACCCAGUCGAUUGCCUGGGUCGCCUUCCGGUCCGGUUUUUACAACAUAGCAUUUUUCUGCUCAGGUAUGCAAACCACACCGGUGCAUAUGAGUGACAGCAUCUUCAUUAAUUAAAUUUUAAAUAACUACUUAAAUAAUUAAAUGAUAUGAGUGACAGCAUCUCAUACUAUUAUUGUGGGGGUGUAACCUGUAACCCAAAGUCACAUCAGAAAAAUAAUGAAUUAUAUUGAAUAAACUAUGGCAUUUAGAAGGAGCCCCAAAACAAAUUAAUUUGGCUUGGCAGAAAGUGGACAAUAUCAUACGUAGUACUACUAAAUUUCGACUUGUGUGGUCAUAACGGUUAUAUGUAACUAUUCAUUUUUAUUGAAGUUUCUUAAGUAAAAAAGAAUUAUAUGAUAGGAUCAAGGAUAGGGUCUACCAGUACAAAAAGCUUCAAUGGCAAAUUCUCUGAAAGAUCAUCUCCACCGGUGUCCAUGUAAGUUAUCAGUGGAAUGGUAAGGUGCAUGUCAGUAGUGUAUUGCUGGCUACAGAAGACUACUAUCACUGUUAAUCUGGGGGAGAAAAUAAAUCAGCUUUAUCAUCAAAUGUCAAAAUUCCUGGGCAUGAUGUUACUAAUGAGCUGGAGAAAGACCGGUUCAGCUGCAAAUCUACAAUUGUAAUUUCAAGGAUAUCGUGUGAUAAAAGUAACGUCUCACGUGCAUUUUAUGCAAUUAAAACGUACAGGUAUAAAUGGUUCCUGGUUUCCUGCGGACAAAAUAUAUAAUACAGAGCAAACGUUAACAUCACCAACUUUAUACUCUUUAGACACUCGUAAUUCAAAUUCACAUACGUAGUAUUUUUUUGUUCAUCAUCAAUCAAGGAUAACACUUCACCUUUACCUUUGAACAUUAUAUCCAGACUUAUGGUGGAGCAACUUGAAAGGGUGUAUAUAUGGUGGAGCAACUUGAAAGGGUGAACAUAUCUCAGAUGGAAACUAAUGCACAGAUGGUUUUCUGGAUCAACUUAUACAACUCCUUGGUUAUGCAUGUAAAUGAUUAAUUAUUACCUAUUUAUUCACCUGGCGUUUCUAGCAUAUGGCAUACCAUAAAACUUUCUUAGAAGGCUGGCCUUGUCUCACAAGUGCAGGCUGCAUACAACGUUGCUGGGCAUGUCGUUAGUGCAAAUGCCAUUGAACAGUCAAUCUUUUGCUUGAGGACUCCACGGAUAGGAAGACAGAUAAUUCGUUUAUAUCUGUCAUGCAGAAAGUUUAUGAGAGUGAAUAGUGAUAAAAAUAUGCAUAUUUCCCAUAUGUACCAACAACAUACCCUCUUGUUUUGGCAGUGUUCUUUAACAACUAAUAGACAUCUUGUUGCACCCGGGGGGCUUUUAUGAUAGAAUCAAGAAGCCGAUUGAUUCCCC